Messenger RNA from Schistocerca gregaria, 8749 nucleotides. Its product is annotated as synaptoporin-like. Lineage: Eukaryota; Metazoa; Arthropoda; Insecta; Orthoptera; Acrididae. Gene Ontology annotation, cellular component: synaptic vesicle; synaptic vesicle membrane. Bases 199 to 987 code for a protein of 262 amino acids. The record is from RefSeq and is a predicted model, not a curated record. The transcript has 9 exons.
UUUGCAAUUAAUCGUUGGAGACCACCAUAGAGUAUGGUGACCACUCGUCUGAGAAUGUCAAGCAUUAUGUUUGAGUGUUACAUCUGUCCAAGCUGGCCUUUGGUGUCUAUAUGCCAGAACCAAAAUCGUUAGGUAGACUGGUAGAGUAUUGGAGGCUGUUGUUUGUUGGAGUAGUUGGACAUAACAGAAGAUAGCGAAAUGGAUUCUGCUCAGCUUCCUGGAAAUGUUAACUAUGAAAAUGACAUCCAGCCUAUGCCUACACAAUAUGAAACGGCAAUGCAGCCGCCUGGACUAGGGGCCCCUGGAGUACCAUAUGAGGGUGUGAAGACUGGCAUGAACACAAGUGUGUUCAAGGAACCAAGAGGAGUUAUGCGCAUAUUGCAGUUUGUAUUUUCGAUAUGUGCAUUUGCAACCACUACAGGAUAUACUAACAAAGUUAAAGUUGAGUAUUCAUGCAACAGCACCAAUACUGGAAAGUUUGAACUGGAUAUCUCCUAUCCAUUUAGGUUAGAUCGUGAAGGUUCAACUGUGCCAUGUGACCCACCAUUAGAUUUUUAUUUGCUUGGAAAUUCAUCAUCAGAUGCCCAGUUCUUUGUUGCUGCUGGUGUUUUGGCAUUCAUCUACUGCAUCUUGAUUACUGUGGUGUAUGUGCUGUUUGAUGCUAUGUACCAAAGCAAUGAUCAUCUGCCACGUGCUGAUUUUAUUGCCACUGUUGUUUUAGCUGUAUUGUGGUUGUCUGGAAGUGCUGCUUGGGCUAAUGGACUAAGUCAGAUAAAGAUGGCUACAAACCCUUCUUUCCUUACUAGCCUUUGCAAACAAAUUGCCUGUUCAGUAUCUGUUGGUGGCAGCUUCUCAAGUCUUGAUAUAUCUAUUAUUCUUGGAUUUCUGAAUUUUUUCCUUUGGGCAUCAGAUUUGUGGUUCCUAUACAAGGAAACUUCUUGGUUCAAAAUGAAGCAGAGCAGCCCAAAUAUGGCAGCUACAGCGUAAUUGGAAAAUAAAGUCUGCAACACACAAAUCAAAUCUACAUAAUACCUUCUUCUAUUCAGAGUAUAGACUGCUUUUUAUGUUCAGUCAAAAUGUCAGCCAGUUGCUAUUGAACAAUAAUUUAUUUGUUUUACUGUAGUAUUAUUGAGUCAUAGAUUUUUUUGUACUUUUGCAUCCUUUUAUGGCAAGUGGCAGUGUUCUCUCUCCAGUACUUACGUGAAGAAAUUUGGACAUAUCUUAAUAAGAAUAAUACCUCACAAUUAUUUAUAGGUUAAUUCUUUUUAUUGAUGCUCUACUAAAUAUUUGUGUCCUAUCAUUCAGAAACAGGACCUUGGAAUAAAGUAUUUUUGUUUGGGGGGGGGGGGGAGGGGGGGGGGGGGUUCUUGCAAUAUGGUCCUAAUUAAGUUGCCUGGAAUAUCACUUACUUUUUCUAUUUUAUGUAUGACCAUACACAUUGUCAAUUAUUAAAUCCAUAUCUGUAACACUAUAGUGGUUGCCCAUGUGCUGAAACAUGUGGAGCUGUCAUAUUUCCUGUCGUGGAUUUUAAUAGGUACUUACAAUGUAACACCAAAUUUUAUUUUUUUUAAAUCUGUGUUUUGGAUUGUGUGUUCUUCAGUAUUUGUGUAUACAAUGCAGUAACUAUAAGCUUCAAAUAGUUGUGGAAAAUACUGCACUAAUACACACACACACACACACACACACACACACACACACACACACACACACACACACACACACACCUCUCUUUCUAUUUGUUCAAAUAAGAUAUAGAAGAAGAUGAUGCAUACUUAUUUCUCAUAUUAAAUUAGAUUGAAGUAUAUUGCUUGUUUUUAUUCACAUUUUGUCCCUGUAUUUAUAUUCCAAAAGGCACAAAACUUCGAUGUCAACUCUGCAAUUAAUUGCAUGACCUCAGCAGUAAUAAAAUUAAGGCAUUCAAUAUGACAGAAGUGACCAUUUUGUAAAAAAAUAAAAUAGAAAUAAAAAUAAAUGAAAUUCUAUCGAUUGCAUAUGUUAAUAUGGUGCCACUAUUGCCUGUGUUCAUGGUGUUAACUGCAAUCAGGCUUCUACAUUAAUUUGUGUGAUGGCUUUUUAUACAAAGAGAGAUUGCAUACAACAAAUAUGUUACAUAAAAAUGGAAAAAGUAGUGCAGAUAUUUUGCUCUGUCAAAGGCUGAAAGACAUUUGUUAACGAAACCACAGCUAUUGGUAUUACUUUGAUGAUGUACUUGGGCAUACGGUAGUGAUAGGUUUUACAUUUCAUAUGUAGCACUGCCAAAUCAAAACUAGGAAGAUAAGCAUGGUAUAUUAAUCAAAAGCAAAUCCAUACAGAUACGCUUAUAGGAUGUGCUCUUGAAGGGAGAAUAUAGUGUGUGGCAUGGGACUGAAAUUUUCAGUUCCAACAAUGUAUAUAUUGCACUUUACUGCAGAAAAGGUUCAUUGUUUAUUUUUGGUAAAUCAUCUUAAUGUAUCUUUUAGGAACCUUCUGCCUUGAAAUCUCAUUUGUCUCCCUGACAGAGUUUUAAUUCCAAUGGGAGUGAAUUAAAAUCUUCUUUCUUUAAAAUACCUGUGGCCUUGUAAAUGUCACACAGAUUCCAAAUGCCCUGUUGGUGAAUUGUACUAUUGCUUUAUAGCUCUAUAACAUCUUUAGUGUUUGUAAGAUAAUACUAUGUUGGUCACUUGGAGAAUCAAAAAUGUUUUGUUUCUAAAGGGAACUGUGAUAUGUGUUGGUAAUUACACAAGAGGGUAUCUUUUGUAUUAGAUUUUUUUAAGUUAAAAAAUCUAGUAAGAACAAACUGGACACAGCCUCAAGAUGAAUUGUAUCAAACUUGGAUUUUACAUUAUGUAAUACUGUUAAAUGCUACAGAGUCUUGUUUGUAAAUAAUAAAUUUUGCCCUUAAAGUACAUUACUAGUCAAUUUAUUGCUGUUAAACUGUGUUUAGUGUACUUACCUACUUUGUUACUUUGAGUGUUUUUAUUAGUGAUAGCUUUUAUAUUUUAUUAUACAAGAAAUGUCAGUUCAAAAGUACAUCAGAGAUCUAUUUAUUUGUGGUUCUCAAGUGAUAGUCAUCAACAAAAAUGUAUUGUUUGAAUGAAUAUUGAACAGUAUUUUUCUAUGAGAAUACACGAGUGUCACUUGCAAACCAAAAAUUUUGAGUUCUGUAUAUCGAGUAAAAAUUCUGUUGGGCAGUUAAUGUGCUAUGCAGCACACAUUAACAGGUUGUUACAUUGAAUGUCCAUUUGUCUUCCAAAUAUUGGAAUCUGUGAUCAGUGUGGUCUCUCUCUCUCUCUCUCUCUCUCUCUCUCUCUCUCUCUCUCUCUCUCUCUCUCUCUCUGUGUGUGUGUGUGUGUGUGUGUGUGUGUGUGUGUGUGUGUGUGUGUGUGUGUGUGUGUGUGUAUUUUAUGUAGCAUUUGCAGUGUCAUUCGUGUCAUUAAAACUGUUGAAAGAAUCUUAAAGUUUCUGAAUAUUUUUUAUGCCACAGAGCAUGUGGAUUGCUUUGGUAUUGGUGGUGCUUCCCAAUUAUGUCUUAGAAUGGUGCAUCAUUAAAAAAUGAACUCAAUUGCUGCUUAACUUAACCUAUCUGAAUUUUGCUUGGAGGUGGUUUACACUUACUAUAAGAAAAACUGAAUCACACAUAGCAUAAUUUUCUUUGGUUAUUUAACUGAAAGUUGUUUAAACAUAGUUUUCAUGGUUUUAUGAUACUGUUCUUAAACUUAGGUACACACACUUGAUUUGAAACAGUGGCCAUAACUAGUAUCCUGUGCAUAUUAACAUUAAUUUGGAAAUGGAUUUCAUUAUUUCGUUUGAUAAGUGUGAAUGCCAGUACACGCAUUUGUCUCACAUAUUUGCUCAACAGGUUUUUUCACUAUUGUUGAGACUGUAACUCCAUUCAUUAAAUACCAGUUGCUUCUUGUUAUAGUUUUUCAGUUACACUGAUUGCAUAAAAUAUUCAUGUUGUCCAACAUUAAGCCAUUGUAAUGAGGUAUUAUAAGAGUUCAAGAAAUUUUCAGAUACACAUUUUUUCAAGUGCUCCACAUAAUUUCAAGCAGCUCUGAAAUUUUAUUGUUGAUAUUUUUUUAAGAAUUAAGGGUAGUUGCAGGGGAUAAAAUAAGGAAGCUCUGCCUCUGACUACUGCAGGAUGUGGAAUGAUAUAGGAGGAAUAAGCUGUGCCUAUCCCUCAGGCAUGGCAGUGACAAGGUAAAUCACACUUUUAAUUUGCCAAUCAUCUUGAGCAUCUAAAAGUGUAAAUACACACACAGAGAUGUAAUGAACACUUAAAUGAAGUGUUUAGUAGAAACUGAAAUCAAUUGAUACAUGGGCAUUGUCUGGGAUGCACAACAGUUUUCACAAAUGGUCAAUCCUGUAUGCCAGUAAAGUAUUGUUUGAGUGCAACAGUUGGAUAUGAUUUGAAGAAAAACACUGCUGACCCUGAAUAUUCUUAUUUCCAUUAAUUAAGAACUACCAGGAUCUCUCUCUAUGUCUGUCUGUCUCUGUGUGUGUGUGUGUGUGUGUGUGUGUGUGUGUGUGUGUGUGUGUGUGUGUGUGUGAGAUCCUUACUGUUGCUCCUGAAAGUCUUGAAUAUUCAAGCAGCUCUGCAUACUUUAGAUACAGUGGCAUAAGUAACAUGAAUGUUUAUGGUCUUGUAACUUGUGUACAAAUCCCUCAUUGGGUCUUCUGUAAAAUAACAGAAUUAAGAUCCAGAGCCCAUUUGUGUGCCGCCACCGGUAACCCCUCCCCCCCCUCCCCCUGCUGCAUUUCAAACGUUGAUUCAGUUAUGGAUGGUUACUGUUAAUGAAAAUUGUGAUUUUUGGCAUCUACUGUUCUCAAGUGUCUAUAGAACAUCUCUGAAGUUACUUAAUGAAUCCAUGAGGUCAAUUUUAGCUGUCCUCCCUUUGAAACGACAUUCUAAAUUUCCACCUAAAAAGAUAACUGUUGAGCUAAUAGUGUAUCUCUAGCAACAUUGACUGGUAAUAAAAUUUCUCAUUAUAUAAAAUAAGUUAUUUACAGUUAGUCCCAUAUCUAAGAAUUUUUUCCCAGUGAUCUUGGUUCAUAAAAUUUGUAUGUUGGUGAAUAGGAAUUUAAGAAAUCAAGUUUAUCAACAGUGGAAGUCCUUAGUCAAUGAAUAGUUGUUGUAUAAAGUAAAAGGCAUAUGGUACAAGUGAUGCUAAUCUGAUCAGUGUGAUAGAACCAAGUGGGAUGAUGUGGUUAAUAUAGUGAGAUCUCAUUCCAGAAGAUCAAUUGAAAUCCCCUGGCCAUUCAGAUAUGGGUGUUCCAGGAUUUCCAUAAAUGACUUAAAACAAAUGUGGGGAUGGUUCCUUUGGAAAGAAUGUAUCCAAGCUGAUGCUCAGUCUCUAAUUAUCUCUUUUGGAUGAUAAACCUUUUGUUUUCCUUCUUGCAACUUUCCAGUGUGUAAUUGGCAAAUCUGCCCUAUUAACUGGAUCAGUUUCUUGUACCCAUGAAACAUCAUAUAUUCUAGCUGUAACAGGAAUUAGCUUCAAAAAAAUCUUAUUGAUUGAAGUAGCCAGCCUUGAGCAUGACAAGUAUGUUAAAGUUCCUUAACAAUUAGUGUAAACUCACUUUUAAGUUCGUAGUGUACUGGACCCAACCACAGUUGUUUGCUCCUAGUAUUCGGCUGUGUUCACAAUUGUGCAUAAUUUCCCAGAUCUGCUUUGCUCAUACUUGAGGGUGGUGGUCUUUCUGCCACUUCAUGAAUUCUUUACAAGUCCUGUUUUAUAUAACCAUCUGUACUGCUGGGAGUAACUGUAACGAGGCCCCUACUAAUCAAGGUUUUGUCUGUGGGAGGGAAUGUGUGACUGUCCUGUAUAAACAACUCAUUUUUUUCCCUAUCAAGAUUGUUUCCUACAAAUCAUCAUAUGAGAAAUUUUUUUAGUGUUGGUUACACCAUUUUCCUUUAUUCCAUUGAUGGCAAGCCUGCUUAAUUUAUUAGUGUCGAUGGCCUUAGUGUACAGAGUGGUUAACUAUAACUUUAUUGCCCCAUCCUGCUUAAGCCAAGAGAUUUGACCAUACUAGGAACAAUGUAACCUGGAUGAAAUUGGUCUCACAAAAUUCUGUGGGAGUUGUUGAAUUAUAUCAUGAAUGGCCACCACUAGACUCUCAAACUGUUUGACUAAUGAUGCAAAUUCCAAUAAAAUUAAGACCACCAAUAUCUUCCUGUCAGAAGAGAAAGUGACAACUUUCUAAUUUACUUCGUCUUCAUGCACAUACAAAAGGCUUUACAGGCAAGCUUAAUCUCAACAGUAGCCAACACCAGAGUUGGAUGAGUGUACAAUAACAGCAUACCACUUUACUACCAUAUAGAAUUAUACUAAGAUAAAGGUGGUGUAAAACUACCAUGUAUAAAGCAACAUUUAAUUUGAUUGUGUUCAGUCGCGUAAAGAAGAGUGCUCCUAAAGAGGACUCCAGGUGUGGGACUGAACCAUUGAUGCAAAAAAAUUUAAAGAAUAGUCCAUUCUUUAACAGCUCAUUAUUUACAAUUGUAUAUAAUGACUACCAAAGGGUACAGUCAUAAAGAUAUCCAUUUUAUUCCCAUUUGUAUUACUGUGUUCACAUUAGCUAAAGUAAUUAAUAAUGCAGCUGGAAUUUUGUGCAUAUUUGUGGUUCACAUGCCACAUAAAUAUGUUCCUGCAUUGUUGAUUACAUAAAGGAAAAAAAUUACUCUUCCAGUUUUAAGUUUUUUACAUACGCAAAUCAAUAUAGUUCAAGAAAUUUGUGCAGAAAGAGUUAUCUAAAUGUGGAACAUUCUUUCUGUGAGAGGAUGCUCUUCCAUUAGAUGAUAGAUUUUAGGUUUUCAGGUAACUACAAUAUUUUCAUGAAUGAAUGACGGAAAUAGUUUUAGCUCUCAAAUUUUGUUACUUUUAUGAACAUACUUUUGUCUGUCGAUAAUUAAUAAUGAUGACUUUGUAACUGAAAGAAGCUGGAAAGAAAUUGGAAAGAAAUUGUGUGCAAUUAGAGGGGGGGGGGGGGGGGGGAGGGGGAGGAAAUGAUCGAGAAUCCUUAUUAUAAAUCCACACUGUUCUGUGAAACAGGAGUAAAAUUUUAACAGAGCAGUAUGGGUCUCUAACGCACACAAUGUUUAAGUAAUAGCAUAUAGAGACUGUUUCAAGAGCAUGAGAGUAAUGCUGUGACAAAGAGGAUUUUCUUUUUGUUAAAGCCAUGCUAGAAAUGUUGCAGUGUAAGUAAACUAUGUGGUGUGCACUCUAGCCACAUUGUUUUCAUCAUAUGAAAACCUUGUAAAAGAUCUGUUUUAAUAAUGAAGUGAAGUUUUCAGUACGGUAAACACCGUGCAUAUGUAUUUAUAUUUCUGUAAUUUUGUAAACAGCUAACUGUGAUCGAGUAAUUGAGCUUAAUGUAAGAAAUGGGUUUCACAUUCACAGCUGUAUGGAAUUAAGUGUGUUUUUGUGCCUUUAUUAUUAUUAUUAUUAUUAUUAUUGUUGUUGUUGUUAUUAUUUUCAUUUUUUGCUGUAUUGAAUGAUGAUCUACAUUCCAUCUUCUUUAUUGUGUUGUUGUUUUGCCAAACGUUUAUAAUAAGCCAUGUAAACACACACACACACACACACACACACACACACACACUUCAUUGUGUGUUAGCACUACUUUUAUUCUGUAUAUUGACCUUUUUUAUGUUAGUGAAUCAAGAUAUGUAAUUCAUUUCUUUCAUAUAAUUUCUCCUACCAUUUAUCCUGUAGAUGAUUUUAACAGGGUUUCAUUUGUAUCUGUCUUAAGAGUUUGUUGCUCAUUAUGUAAGUUUAUUUAAAUAUUAGCCCAAGCCAUGUUACAAAACAGUAACAUUCUCCCUUCACCACAGGUUUUUUGUUGUACUUCCAUGAAAACUGAGUAGCCUUAAAGUUCAGGUAUAUGAACAAGGAUUUUCAGUACUUUUUUGUGGGCAGAAUUAGCUACAGUAGAAGUUCAUAUCAUAUGCCGUAUAAACAUGUAUAUGGUUAAUUCUCUGCAGUGUAAAUCUAAAUUAUUAGAGAGAAAAUGAUAAAUUAAUUUUCAUUAUGAUCAUAGAUUGGAAUAUGGCAAAAUUUGUACUUAGCUUUUACAUGUAGAUAGUGGGAGUAUUGUUGCCAUUAAAUGUGGAAACAUUCCUUGUCAGACAAUUGUACUUACAUCAGAUCAGCCUUCACCAAGAAAAAUGGUAUGAUUAACAGACAGCAAGUGUUACUUUCAGCUCUCAGUACAAUACACAAUAUAAUUAGUGUAACUAUUUUAUGUUUUAAUACAAAAUUUAAUUCUUAUGGGAAACAUAAUACAUGGUUCAUUAAAAAGUCUCAAAACUACUCAUAUUGAACAUAGUGACUUUGAAUUAGGCAGUUAGAAAUAACAUCCAUGAAAUGUAACAUAACAGCUAAAGAUACAUUUGUAAUGUGUAUUGAGCGAUAAAUAAUUUUGUGAUUGAUGUAUGUGUGUAAAACGCACAUACUGGUGCCACCAUCUCUCAAAUUCACAUCUUGGCAUAGUAUAACUGGUAAAUUGAGUGAAGUAGUAAUGAUUAAUAUGACACCUGAGCAUUUAGGAGAGGGGUGGUGAUGUAAAAGGGCCCAAUCCCAGUCUGGCCCUAAAGAUUUAGGUUUUCCAUUAUUUACCUAUAUCAUUGUUACUUUUGAGAUGGUUCUUUUGAAAAGACAUUUUCCUUCUGUGUCCAUAUCAUAAGCAACUGUAAAGUGCUUGUCAUCAAUAGGUUGUAUGCACUGUCUGCCAAAGAGCAGUAAUUUUUGAUGGCACACAUGCCACACUUCAUCUU